Messenger RNA from Beauveria bassiana ARSEF 2860, 3081 nucleotides. RefSeq names its product importin-beta domain-containing protein. The record is from RefSeq and is a predicted model, not a curated record. Gene Ontology annotation, biological process: protein import into nucleus. Gene Ontology annotation, molecular function: small GTPase binding. Bases 1 to 3081 code for a protein of 1026 amino acids. The transcript has 4 exons. Lineage: Eukaryota; Fungi; Ascomycota; Sordariomycetes; Hypocreales; Cordycipitaceae. Gene Ontology annotation, cellular component: cytosol; nuclear envelope.
AUGGAGGAACAACUGCUUCAGCUGCUUGCGGCCACCGCCCAGGCCGAUCAGACGCAGCGUAUCAAUGCCGAGAUUGAGCUCAAAAGGGCACAGACGAAUCCAGCUUAUUCUGUGGCUCUGGCUAAGAUUGCCUCCCACACCUCCGUCGACGUUGCCACUCGCCAGCUCGCCCUCAGCACACUGCGGCUUUUUAUCGAGAACAACUGGUCGAAUGAUGAUCCUAACGCCGAGCCCCCGAUUCCCAUCACCGAUGAUACCAGACAGCUAGUUCGCCAGUCUCUCCUGGACCUGGCCCUUAGCGGUGAAGACGAUCGCAAAGUCAAGAUUGCUGCUAGUUACGCCGUCGGAAAAAUUGCGAUUCACGACUUUCCCGAAGAGUGGCCUUCGCUCCUUCCCACCGUUCUGGCCGUCAUCCCCAAUGGUAACGACUCUCAACUACAUGGCGCACUUCGCGUGCUCGGCGACCUCGUCGAAGAGAGCUUGAGUGAGGACCAAUUCUUUACAAUGGCAAGAGACAUUGCUAGCACUCUCAGUCAAAUUGCCAUUGGCGAAGAGCGCAAGCCUCUCAUAAGAUCUCUAGCCAUUUCCGUUUUCCGUGGCUGCUUCGACUUGAUGAACAUGGUAAAGGAAGAUCAUGCCGCUGAAGUUACUGCAUUUGCCGAAGAACUUCUCAAAGACUGGAAUCCAUUCUUCCUCAAGGUUCUCAGCAGCCGUCUUCCCGAAGCUAGCACGAGCGCUGGGGCUCAACCCGCCGAGUGGAAUAGUAUCAUUUCCCUCAAGCUUCAGGUCGUCAAGACACUGCUCCGGAUCCGUCGAGUCUUCCCAAACCUUUUGCUUCCUCAGAGUGCCACUCUCUUCACGGCUGUCUGGGAUGAACUCAUCAGCUUGCUGCCCAGCUUCGAACAGCUCUACAUCGAUAAUGAUGCCCAAGGCCGUCUCGAGGAUAUUGACAACCUUCCUUACACUCUGGACUUCUUGGUUCUCGAAGAGCUCGACUUCUUGAAUCAGUGCUUCCGUGCUCCUCCCGUUCAAGCAGAGCUCGAUGGACAACUCAAGCUUUAUGCUAAUGCCCAUCAGGUACCUUGGAUGAUGGAUAUCAUGAAGCUCCUCGUGGGCUACUCACGUGUUCUUCGCGAGGAAGAGGAAUUGUGGGAUAUUGAUUGCUCUCUCUACCUGGCAGAAGAGACGUCGGUCACGGCCAACUACACAGCUCGAACUGCGGCCGGGGAUCUCCUGAUCAAGAUGGGAGAAUGGUUCAAUGAAAAGACCAUUGACGGACUUUUCGGCUACACAAAGGACCUCUUCCCUGGCCGAGGUUGGAGGGACCAGGAAGCUGCCCUCUAUCUUUUUGUCAUGCUCGCUGGAGACUUUCAGGACGUUAACAAAGAUAUUCCUGAGGUCGUAGCUCAUGCUUAUCUCGAGCUGGUCGACUAUGCCAUCAACCGAGCUGAAGAGCCCCUUCUUCGUGCUCGUGGCUACCUGGUCGCUGGAAUUCUCGGCCGCUCUUACAAUCCUCCUGCCGUUCUUCUCGACCGAAUUAUCAACUCUAUCAACGAUGAGGAAUCGGAGGUCGUCAAGGUUGCUUGCGUAAAGGCAAUCAAUGACCUCGUUGACGCGGGAAAGGUACCCAACGACCGCCAACUAUCUAUUCUUAAUGCCGUUCGGACAUACAUGAAUGGCAGGGACCCUGAAGAGAUGGAAGAGGCCGAUGAAUUGCUCGUGACACUGACUGGUGCCGUUCGUGCUGCCAUCAGCCUGAACCAUCACAUUGCCCUUUCUACCGAAGUCGGAGCAGUGGAUCUUCUUUUUAUGCUUGCUAAGCUCGGAUCAAGUAACUUCCAGGUGUCGAUUCUCGUGACCGAGGCCUUUGAAGAGCUUGUCAUUAGCCUAUCUGAUCCCGAAUCCUUCUCGCGCCUCUCUGCCAUUGUGAUUCCAACUUUGACUGCAGCACUCAAUGUUGGUGACGUCACCGCCGACAGCCCUCUCGUCUCCAUUGCAACCGAACUGCUCGCUGUUGUGGCUGAGAACGCCCCAAGCCCGCUUCCAGCGGGCUUCGUUGCUGCUACACUGCCCAAGCUCAGCACUUUGCUGAUGCAGUCUAACGAGGGUGACAUCCUUCGAUCCGGAUCUCGAACUGUCAAGUUUCUGCUUGCGCAUGACCACCAACAAGUUCUAAGCUGGCAUGAUGCUAGUGGUCGAUCCGGUAUCGAGGUCUGCCUCCACAUCGUCGAUCGGCUACUUGGUCCCACCAUUGAAGACAACUCUGCGUCUGAAGUUGGCGGUCUCGCGGCCGAACUUGUGGAAAAGGCUGGCCAUGAGCGUCUGGGACCCUACCUUCCGCAGUUAUUACAGGCUGUCGCCAACCGCUUGGCCGUUGCUGAGGCUGCUGCCAUGAUCCAAUCUCUGAUCCUUGUUUUUGCACGUCUCUCUUUGAAUGGAGCCCAAGAUGUUGUUGAAUUCCUGAGCCAGAUUCAGAUCAAUGCGGACGAGAGUGGUCUACAAGUUGUCAUGUCGAGGUGGUUAGAGAACUCCGUCAGCUUUGCUGGCUACGAUGAGAUCCGUCAAAACGUCAUUGCUCUUUCAAAGCUUUUUGCGUUGAAUGAUCCCCGUUUGGCAGAGAUUCCUGUCAAGGGUGACUUGAUUGCAGAGGAUGACGGGAUGAUUAAGACACGCUCGCGCGCCAAGCAAAACCCUGACAAAUAUUCUGUUGUCCCUGCCCAGCUCAAAAUUAUCAAGGUUCUGAUUGAGGAGCUCUUGUCUGCCUCUGGAGCCCGCUCCGGGGCCAACAUCGCCUCGGCAGCCGUGGCCAACACUGCCCAGUUUGAUGAAGACGAUGGCGAAGACGGAUGGGAAGACGAUGAAACUCUUGAUUUGACCCUCAACUCCGUCAAGGACGAUUUGAUGUCGUUUAUGGAGAACGGUAGUCAGCGCCAGCGUGAUGACGAGACCCAGGCUUACCUCAGCGACUUCUUUGUCCGUGCCCACAACGAGAACAUUGGCCAAUUCCAACAAUGGUAUACCAAACUCGAGGAGGAGGAACAGCAAAAGCUGAACGAGCUGGCUAGCUCGGCGGCACACUAG